AUGUCUACAAACAAGCUCAAAACCAUCGGGAUCACCGGUGGAAUUUGUUCUGGAAAAUCCACCAUGAUGAAUUAUCUCCGAGAAUUAAUAACAGAGCAUGAAACAUUGCAAACCAAACAGCAAUCAUCAUCUUCCGAAGCGAAUACUCAUUCAAAUGUACCGCUCAUUCAUUUUCAUAUCAUUCCGACAGAUGAACUCGGAUGGAAAGCCUAUGAGGUCGAUACGCCAUGUUAUCAUCAAGUGAUUGAAGCAUUCGGAUCAUUAGUGAAAGAAAAAUUAGGGGAAGAUCCAUCAUUACUUGUGGAUGCACAAACUCGUCAAAUUAAUAGGAGAGUAUUGGGAAGAAUUGUUUUUAAAGAUCAACAAUUAAUGAAAAAAUUGACAGAUAUUGUUUGGCCAGAAAUUAGACGUCUCAUUGAAAUUGAGAUGAAAAAAGCUGAAGACAUGGCCACAGAAAAUUACAAAGUUGUGUGUCUAAUAGAAGCUGCAGUUUUGGUUGAGGCGGAUUGGCAACAUGGUAUUGACCAGGUAUGGGUCAUUGACGUGUCCAACGUUAACGAUAGACUUGAAAGAUUAUGUAAACGUAACAAUCUUACACUUGAAGAAGCUCAAGAUCGUGUUAAUGCGCAGCUUUCGACUUCAGAAAUUCUUCAAAAAUUGAAGGAACACAAUGAAAAAACAAACGAGCAAGUGGAGUCUGUGUAUGUUGACACAUUUGGCAAAUCCUUGGAACAAGUGAAAGAAAUUGCCAGAGAUUUAUUCCAAACAAAGGUUAUUGGAGAUUGGAAAUAA
Messenger RNA from Naegleria lovaniensis, 792 nucleotides. RefSeq lists its product as uncharacterized. NCBI's taxonomy places the organism in Eukaryota, Heterolobosea, Eutetramitea, Acrasida, Naegleriidae. Gene Ontology annotation, molecular function: dephospho-CoA kinase activity; ATP binding. Bases 1 to 792 code for a protein of 263 amino acids. The transcript has 2 exons. Gene Ontology annotation, biological process: coenzyme A biosynthetic process. The record is from RefSeq and is a predicted model, not a curated record.